Molecule: messenger RNA, 2988 nt
Organism: Strongyloides ratti
Lineage: Eukaryota; Metazoa; Nematoda; Chromadorea; Rhabditida; Strongyloididae
Product: RB1-inducible coiled-coil protein 1
Exons: 3
Coding region: 1-2988 (995 amino acids)
Biological process (GO): autophagosome assembly; glycophagy; autophagy of peroxisome
Cellular component (GO): extrinsic component of membrane; Atg1/ULK1 kinase complex; phagophore assembly site membrane
Molecular function (GO): protein kinase binding; molecular adaptor activity
Source: RefSeq, a predicted model, not a curated record
AUGCCUCCAAAUGCAUCAGUGCAUGACUUAAGAAUUCAAAUACUAGAAACAAAAAAGAUUGAUUAUCAAAAUCAGCUUCUUCUUUUACCAACAGGUGAAAAUCUUGAUCCAAAUAAAAUGUUAAGUAGUUAUACUUCAGAAACAGAAAGUAUGGAAUUACCUAUAUUUUUAUUUAAUCGUAAAUAUAAUGAAGAAAAUCCUGAGACAAGAGAAGAAGUUAUGAAAAAAUAUGAAGAAUUAUAUAAUGAUAUUAAUUGUGAUAUUGAUAAUAUGUUAAAAAAUUCCAAAGAUUUUAUAUCUAUAAAUAGUUUCGCAAAAUUAUUACACGGUAUUAAACAGUAUGAGGAAAGGAUGAAUGAAAUAAUAAAACAAAAUUAUCAAUAUCACGAGUUAUUGGAUAAUGGUUAUAAGACAUUUAUAAUAGCCAUACUACAUUCGCUUGAUAUAUUAAUAAAAAAAUGUGAAAGAAAUGAAGAUAGAGCAAUUGGGAUGCCAAAAGUUAUAGAGAAAGGAUUUGAUAUGUUAAAAAAAUUAAAUGAAAAAUUAGAAUUAUGUAAAAAAAUAAUGAUACCAAUAAAUGUUUUAAAAACAUCAAAAAUAAGAUCUGAUCAAUAUUGUGAAGAACCAAUAUCACUUUAUGAUUGGAUUGAUACAAAAGAUCCUCAUACUAGUUUAGAAGAACUUGAAAAUAGCACAAAAUGUUAUUUUGAACAUGCAAAAACAGUUACUUUAAAUGAUGCAAAAACAGACCUUCUUAAUGCAAAAGCUAAAAUUAAUAAACCGGAAAUAAAAUGUAUAAAAGGAUUAGAGGUAAGAAUGAAUGCUUUACAACUUCACAUGAAAAAAGUAAAUGAUAAUUUAAAUGAAUUAAAAAAAAAGAUAAAAUCAUAUGAAAUUUCAAUGGGACCAACAGUAACUGGUGUAAAAUUAAGUCCAGAUCGUCUUUCACUUAUUAAUGAUAUAACAGAAUUAAAAAAAAAUGUUGAAGAUGUAACAAAUAUUGGUAAUAAAAUAAUAGAUUCAAAAUAUGAAUUAUUAAAUACAAUACUACAACGUCUUAAAGUUGUUAUAGAACCUGUAAGUGAACAGGCUGCAGAAGGACAUAAUAAAAUAGCAAUGUUUGAAAGUACAUAUGAAAAUGUUGUAUUAAAAGGUGAUCUUAUAAAACAAUUAAAUGAUGCACCAUUAAUGUAUGCCACUAUGACAACUGAAACAUUAAGAAGAAUAUAUUUUUCAAAAGAAUUUAAUGAAUGGUUUAAUACAUUUAAUAAAAAAGUUGAAACAUUUGUUACAGAAGAGAAUGAUAAAAGAGAAAAAUUUAGUCAAAAUUCAAAAAAACAUUUUUUAAAACAAUUAUUUACUGGAUUUGAUGAUUACCUACCACAUUUUUUAUGUGAAAUUGUUAAAAUUGAUGAAGGAAUACCACAAUUAAAUAUAUCAAAUUUAACAAAUUUAAAAAAAGUACUUCCAGAGAUGGAAUCUAUUAUUAAAUUUGAAACACCAAAUGUUUAUAAAAAAUUGUCAAUUGAAAUUAAAACAGAAACACCAAAUAUUGUAUUAAGUAGCAGUAUUAUAAGACCAACGGGACAAUUAACAGAUGAUACAUUAUCUUCAACAAGUUUACCAAAACAUUUAACAUUUACACAUUUUAUGAGUGGCGAUGAUAAUUUAGAAGGUUUUCAAAGAUCUAAUUUUUUAUCAACAACAUUUCAAGGUAUAUCAGAGGAAAGACAAUAUGAUGAUGAUUGUGAUAAAAGAAAAUUAAAAAAAACAAAUAGUAUAUGUAUACCAAAUUCAUUAAAUAAUAUAAAUCAAUUUAGAUUUAGUGGUGAUGAUCAUUUUUCAAGUUUUGAUGAUUUACCAGGAUAUGGUGAAUUAAGUUUAAAUGAUUUAACAGAACAAAAUAUUAUGGAAACAACAUUGCAAAAAGAGUAUUCACCUGUUGAAAUGACAAAUACAAUUAUUUAUCCAAAUCAUAUACCAUUAAAAAAUUCUAUAGAAUGCCAAACAAAUAUUAAUUUAUUAGAUAUUGCAUUAAUUAAUAAAAAAUUGGAUGAAUGUAAUAAUAUUAUUAGUAAUGAAAUGAAUAAUUUUAUUGAAUUUAUUAAAGAUUAUAAAAAAAUUAUUUUCUAUAGCAAUGAAUGCCAGAAUGCAUAUAGAUAUGUUAUUGGUACAUUAAUUAAAACUUUUAUUAAACAAGAUAAUGAAUUAAACAAAAAAAUUACAGAAAUGGAAAAUAAAUAUAAUAAUGUGUCAACUAUGUAUGAUAAUUUAAAAGAGGAUACAACUAAUGUUAUAUCAUUAAAAGAUAAAGAAAUAGAAAAAUUAAAAGAAGAUUUAGCUAGAGCUAAUGUUAAAAUUCAUUUAAUGGAAUGUGAUGUCACUGAAAAGGAUGAAAAAUUAAAAGUAAUGAUGCAAAAAAUUGAAGAAAUGGGAAAAAAAGUUAUAAAUAAUAAAAAUGAUAAUGAAUAUUGUAAAGAUAAAAAUAAUAUUAUUGUAGAAGAAAAUGAUAAUACAUCAAAAAAUUUGCUUUCAUUAAGUAAAAAAGAAAAUGGAAAUUAUACAGAAACAGAUAUUACAUCACCUAUCUUGAUAAAUGACAACAAAAAUUUAAAAAAAUCUACUAAUUCUGUUAGUGUACAAACAAGACUUCAUGGAGGAGAUAUUAAAGCAAUGAUAUCUUUACAAGAUAUUCAUGAGGGAUGUACUGUAUUAAUAAUGUGGAAUCCAACAUAUGAUGCUUAUCUUUUAUCAUGCUCUACUAAUAUUCUUUAUUUUGUAAAAGAAACAAGUGUUGAAAGAUUAGGAUUAAGUAAUCAAGAAACAAAACAACGCCGGCACUCAUUAAUUGCAACUGUUUCAAGUGUUGAGAAAUGUCAAAUUAGACGUGAAAAUAAUAGAUAUAGACUUCCAGUUGGAACGCAAUUUUAUCGUGUUGAUGUUGAAGUAUUAAGAUGGGAUACAAUUAAAAAAUCUGAUAAACCAUAA